Mercenaria mercenaria is the source of this 3374-nucleotide messenger RNA. Its product is annotated as mitochondrial potassium channel-like. Lineage: Eukaryota; Metazoa; Mollusca; Bivalvia; Venerida; Veneridae. The transcript is spliced from 2 exons. The record is from RefSeq and is a predicted model, not a curated record. Bases 64 to 1131 code for a protein of 355 amino acids.
AGGCGCAGUAAUGAAUGGCAGGUGAUGAAAAUAUAAAAAGAAAGGAAAUGAAAGCCCUCUAAAAUGGCACUAAGACGAACUGUACUGAAGAGUGUAACCGUAUACUUGCGAUGUCUUAGAACAAAUCAAGUGAGAAACAAAUCAAUCACUGGUUAUCAAAGCGCUGAUAACGCUCUGCAAACAGUGACCGGCGGACGAAUUAACCGGUGGCUAGACGCUUAUGAAGAUUUUGUAGGGCUUACUGAAGUCCGAAUAGCCCAAGAACAGGUUACCAAGGCAGAAGCCAACUACAGAUGUGUUCAAGAAGAUCGUCGGUCAACACAACUGGCCUUGACUGCAGUUCAAACCAAAAUCAAAGGAAUCGCCUCAGAAAUAGAGAAAACUCAAAGAGGAACUGACACUUACCUAGAUCUGGUUACAAAGGAGAAUGACAUUAUUAAGGAAGAAAAAGAUAUACUUGAACAGCUAGCUGCAGCUGAAGAAACAGAGAAACGUAUAUUUGCACUUCUCUCAUCUGCCCUUAGAGAAAGUCAUGAAAAGGAGAGAGCUAGAGCUGAGAGGAUGAAAUACUGGGGGAUCAUGGGAUCAAUAAUCGGUGCUGUAAUAGGAAUAAUUGGGACAACUUUUAAUAAUUAUCUCAGAAUGAAAGAAUUAAGAGGUAUUGUAACAGAUGCCACAGAAAUGAAUCAAGUUUAUAGAGAAAAGACAAUGGAUAUGGGUAUGACCAUCAAUGAACAGUAUGGUAAAAUUUAUCAGUUUUUAGUGGAUAUUAGAUCAGCAACUGGAAUUGCUCUAGAUAGUUCGCAGAAAGGCAGUGUUAGAGGUAAAGAACUGCCUCUUGUUCUAGAAAAAGAUGCCAAGCUUGAAGAAGUUCUUGCAGCUCUAAAACGACAAGAGGAACUGUUUGAUAAAGAAAUUAAAAAUAUUGGACAUGCUUUAGCAAAUAGAAAUGCAAACAAUGCAGAGGGGAAUGUAGUUUAUGUUGGGCCAGAAAUGGAAGUAAUGCUUAAGGACACUGAAAACAAUCUUGCAUGGAAAAUGAAAAUGCAAUCAUUAGGAACUGUAACUCUUAUCUAUGCUGUGGCAGCUGUCUCUAUACCUGUAUUAUAUAAAUUGUUUGGUGGUAGCUGAUAAUGGCUAGAAAAGUAGAAGUCUUAUUAAACUUUUAAAGGUUUUUUUAGAAAAUGGAACUGCUCUGUAUAUGAAAAUAUUAUACAGUAAUAAAAUAACUUUUAGUCCAAUUGGUCAAAGAAUAAGGAAUGCUAUUGUUCUUGUCGUGAUGUUACCAUUUGUGUUGCUUUCAGGUUAAACUUAAUGGCAAGCUUUCCAAUUUCACUAAAUUUUCUUCUCUACUGCCCCUACAAAAUCUGUCAUAAAAUGACAAGAAACACAAGAUGUAAGCAAAAAAAGAUGUGUCAGAAUGGCUAAAAAGUUUCUGUUCCAUAUUUACUUAUGUAUUCAAUGAAAUGUUUUACUGACAAAUACCCAGAUAACAUUAAUGCUAUUGCACAUACCUGUAUUACCAUAAUUUAUAAAAGGCAAGAAUACUUUUUAGCUCACCUGAGCACAAAGUGCUCAUGGUGAGCUUUUAUGAUCACGCUGUGUCCGUCGUGCACACGGAUGUCCGUCUGUCCAUUUUCAUGAACAGUUUUCUUUAAAAGGCAUCUCCUCUAAAACCACUGAAUAGAUUCUGAUAAAACUUGGCAAGGAUAUAGACUGGAUGUUCCUUGGGUUGUCUUCUACCAAAAUUAUUUAAAUGGUUCCUCUUGGUUGCAAAUAGGGGCUGCCAGAGCUAAAAAAUAGAAAAAUCUUCAAACAACAUCUCCUAAACUGCUGGUCCAAUUUUGAAAUAAUUUCACACAAAUGGUCCUUGCGUGACAUUCUACCAAGAAUUUUCAAGUUAGUUUGAUUUGUCAAAAAAAAAAAUGGCCUCCAGUGAACAUGUACUUUUUUCCCCUAUAUGUGUGUAGUAGAAACUUUAAAAAAACAAAACAUUCUUUUAUGAAACUGCUGGCCAGAUUUUAAGAUCAUUCCACACAAUUGUCCUUGUGUGACCUUCUACAAAGAAUGUCCAAAUGAGUCUGAUUCGUCAAAAAACAUGACUGCCAGAGGGCAUGGUCACUUUUCACUAUAUGUAUAUAGUGGAAACUUUAAAAAUCUUUUUGUGUGAAACUGCUUGCCUGAUUUUAAAAUAAUUUCACACAAAUGGUCCUUGUGUGUCAUUCUUCUAAGAUUGUUAAAUUUAUUUUGAUUUGUCAAAAAACAUGGCCGCCAGAGGGUGUGGUCACUCUUCCCUGUAUGUAUAUAGUAGAAACUUUAAAAAUCUUCUUGUUAGCUCACCUGAGCACAAAGGUCAGUGAUUGUCCACCGUCCAUUGUCCAUCAUCUGUCAACAGUUUCCUUUAAACAACAUUUCCUCCUAUAUCACCAGCCAAUUUUGAUGAAACUUCACAGGGAUGCUCCUUGGAUAGUCUUCUUUAAAAAGUGUAAACUCCAUUCAGAACUCCAGUUGCCAUGGCAACCAAACAGAAAAACUUUAGGAACCUUCUUGUCCAAAACCACUGAUCAUAGGGCUUUGAUGUCUGGAAUGUAGCAUCAUCGUCUUGUUGUCCUCUGUCAAGAUUGUUCAAAUUAUCCCCCCUAAGGUCAAAUAUGGCCCCGCCUCGUGGGUCACAUGGUUAUAUAGACUUAUAUAGGGAAAAACCUCUUGUGCAAAACCACAGAGCCUAGGGCUUUGAUAUUUGGUAUGUAGCAUCAUCUAAAGGACCUCUAUCAAGAUUGUUCAAAUUAUAUCACUACACCAUGCAUAUCAAAAAGUUCAAAGAGAUGAAUACUAUGCAAAUUUGGUGCACACACUCUAAAACAGAUACUGGUAGAUAUACAAACAUGCCAUGUAAAGACAGAGUUUGUUCUACAAGUAAUGAAAUUGAGGAUGAGAUUCAUUUUAUUAGAUUCUAGCUGCAUUUUAAACAAUGACUUUCCAAAAAUUCAUAUUCAGUCCAUACAAAUGUUCAAUAAUAUCAUUGUACACACCUGAAGAAUUAUUUCAUUGGAUUAUGACACAAGGAAGUAUUCAUCUUUCAGAUCUUGCUUCAUUUCUAGAUAAAUGUUUUGACAGGAGACACGCUAAUUUAAAACCAAACUGACUGUUAUAAUAUUCUAGUAUGUACUCUAUACAUACUGUUUAUUCAUGGUAUGUUAUCUAAACUGUUUUUUUACUUACAGUUUGUACUUUAUUUAUUAACUGUUGAUUGGUGAUAUGUUCUUUAUAACAUGAUAAUGAUGAUUACAAAAUAAACGCUAUUCUAUUCCAUACAUGUUAAGGUCAUGUCCAUAUGCUUUAUUGAAUUAUAUUAUUAAACCCCAGAAGAUUAA